Carassius auratus (goldfish) is the source of this 1734-nucleotide messenger RNA. RefSeq names its product tetraspanin-7-like. Lineage: Eukaryota; Metazoa; Chordata; Actinopteri; Cypriniformes; Cyprinidae. The coding region runs from base 122 to 877 and encodes 251 amino acids. The record is from RefSeq and is a predicted model, not a curated record. Gene Ontology annotation, cellular component: plasma membrane. The transcript is spliced from 8 exons.
ACUGAUCACUGUUCAGUUCCCAAACAAACGUUACCAACUCGCACUCCAGUCCACGACCGCAACUUUUCCUCCAGCAGUCUCCAUUGAAAAGUCCCGUCCCGCUGGGAAAACAAAAGCAGAAAUGUCCCCUCCGUCCGCACGGCUUCAAACCAAACCCGUGAUAACGUGUCUGAAGACAUUUCUGAUCUCGUACAGUCUGAUUUUCUGGUUCACAGGAGUGAUCUUGUUGGCUGUUGGAGUAUGGGGAAAGGUUAAUUUGGAGUUCGACUUCCUCCUGAGUUCAGACCAGGGCACCAAUGCACCAUAUGUCCUCAUUGGGACCGGAGCCAUCAUCAUCAUCUUCGGUUUGUUCGGUUGCUUCGCGACCUGCCGUGGAAGUCCAUGGAUGCUGAAGCUGUAUGCUAUGUUCCUGGUGCUAGUUUUCUUAGCUGAACUAGUGGCAGGUAUAUCCGGCUUCAUUUUCAGACAUGAGAUUAAAGCAGUGCUUCAAGGUGCCUAUAAAAAAGCUGAAUCAGUCUACAGUGGUAAGGGAAAUGAAGAUCUGGACAGAAUCCAGAGAACACUGCAGUGCUGUGGAGAGAAGAACUACACCAGCUGGGCAAACACGGAUUACUUCAAACACGAGGGCAUCCCUAAUAGCUGCUGUAACAUGACUGCUGGUGGAAACUGCACUUCUGCAGAACUUAAAGAUCUUAACACGGCUGCUUCAGUGGUAUAUCAACGGGGCUGUUUCUCCCUGAUGACUACAACGUUGGAGGCCAAUCUUGGAAUUAUUGCUGGAAUUUCUUUUGGAAUUGCAUUCUUCCAGCUCAUUGGGAUAUUCUUGGCAUGUUGUCUGUCUCGCUAUAUCACCAAUAACCAAUAUGAGAUGGUGUAGUGAUCCGCAGGUUAUCAACUGGAGAUCAUAGACGGCUGAAACGGACGAAAGGGAAAAUAUUUAGUUUCAGUGUUUUGUACGUGCGCCUUAGCUAAACAUUUAAUUUUAGAGAAUUUCUGACUGCUUUUUAAAGAACAUUUCUUGUGGUAACUACAUUGAAGGGAACGAACCCAUUCCAAAAGGAUACAUUCAUUUAGAAUUUGUUUUGCCAGAGUGUAAAUAUAAUAGUGCUUACAGAAGUUUGUAGAAAGUGCAUGUGUUUUAGCCAGUUACACCAGGAACAUUCAGUCAGUUAUGCAGUUAACAGUGUACUGCACACCUUGACAUCUGUUUGGCUGGAAUUAACACGUGCUAAAACUUUGCAUCUAGUAAAAACAGUAGUAAAAUUUGCCAAAUUUUUAUUUUAUUUUUUUUAUUUUUUUGAGAAUGGCCUGACAAUAAUUUGAGACAUUUAAGAUGUUAUCCACUCAACAUGUUGCAUAGGGAGUCCCGUUUGUCACCAGCAGUUCAUUUUCAAUAACUAUUAUAAUACAUGCAAUUUCAUGUCCAUUUGGAUUGCUUCUGUGAAAAUUAUGGGGUUAUUUGCAAUUUCUCUGCAGUCUUUAUUUAUGUAGCAGCUAAAGUGUUAAUUGUAAGGUUGUUGAAUGUCAUGGCGGUGAUGUGCUGAAGAGAAAAUUUGUAAUGACUCUUUAAGUUUGUCUACAAAAUGUGAAAACUUUUGAGGCCCAGGUUAAUCAGGUAACGAUAUUUAACAUAUACAUACAAAGCUACAAAUAUCAACGUUAUCUUAACAGGGGUAGAGCAGUAUUUAAUGACAUCCUUGCAUUUGUAAGUAAAAUAAGGUGAUGUAUAAUCCA